This is a messenger RNA of Melanotaenia boesemani (Boeseman's rainbowfish), 3235 nucleotides long. RefSeq names its product myotubularin related protein 11 (gene mtmr11). Lineage: Eukaryota; Metazoa; Chordata; Actinopteri; Atheriniformes; Melanotaeniidae. The record is from RefSeq and is a predicted model, not a curated record. The transcript is spliced from 17 exons. The coding region runs from base 452 to 2944 and encodes 830 amino acids.
CUUUUUUUUCCACCAGUGUGCGUCUCACUAUGGCGAAGGAAUAAACAAAUAGAGCUAAAUUAGUAGGAAAACAGCAGUAACUGUGAACACACCUCUCCGUUAGUGACUAACACCAGUUUAUAAUGGUCCGGUGACUACUGGUGGAGAAUUUCAGAGGGGUGUGCUUUGGUGUUUUUGUGUGCGGUCGAGAAACAGAUGCUGUCAGAGCGGAUAGCGAUGAAAAGAGCGAAAAUAGUUUGCUUGUCCACACUGAACACCUCAGUUGGAGAAGCCGGUGAUACGGGCUGGCCGUCGCUGAACGCCCUGUCCUUUCUUGUCCUUUUAACGGUCAUUUUUGACUAAAACUGUACACCCGCUACCGUUAGCUUAUUAAAACAGCAGUGUUUUGUUUUUAAAUGUACAUUCGGUGAGCUUUAUUUCGCAUUUUUCGGUGCUUAAAUCGUCGUAUAAGAUGUUGACAGGAUCCAAAACCACGUUCAAAGUGAGACAAAUGCUCCCUGAUAUUAAGGAGAGGAUGCUGAGUCAAAGUGGAGUGAACACAAGAAAUCGAGAUGUGUUUGGGCUGCGAUGUCUACCAGGUGAGUGUGUACUUCAGAGAGCUGUAAUGGUGAGAAAAAAGCUAACUGCCAGAGAAGGAAGAGGCUGGCUUUCUGGAACGCUCUUCUGUACCCACUUCAGAGUGGCUUUUGUACCUCAGGACAGCCCCAAACCUGAUGAAAAUGCAGAUCCAAUUCUUCUAGGAGAUCAUGAUGUUGCUUUGGCAUCAAUAGAGAAGGUUGUUGUUGUGGGUCCGAACAGAACCAAGCUGGUGACGCCGAACUCGUCGUUGAAGUUCACACCAGAGGAGCUGGUGCUUUACUGCAGGGACAUGCGAGUCGUCUGCUUCCUGUUUGACCGCCUCACUCCAGACACACAAGUCAUCGAGAUAACCUACACCAUCGCCAAGACCUACCAGCCUCUCAAACCGGGAUCAGUUUUAUCUUUCCAGAAUGCUGCCCUCGGGAGUGUAGAAAUGAAGCAGUUCCUAAGCAACCGCCGCCGAGACGCCCACAUGAACUGGUUUGAAUCAGCCUCAGACUGGGAGCAAGAGUUGGAAAGAUGUGGAGCCACCAGCUGGAGAGUCAGCUCAGUCAACGACCGCUUUGAAAUGUCAACCAGUCUGUCGAGGUUCAUCGUGGUUCCACAGAAGGUUUUGGACACAGAACUGAAAAAAAGUUUUGCCCACUUCAAUGAAGGACGCAUCCCUCGUUGGUGCUGGCGACAUCCCAGAGGCAGCGAUCUACUGCGCAUGUCCAGCUUCCAGAACAACAUCUACCACGAGAAAGACGACAUCAGGAACCUGGAGAUGGUCCUGUUUGGUUGCCAGUCCUCAUUGUGUGUGGUGGUGGAGCUGGGCGAGGAGCUGCCAUCGCCUGCCGACAUCCAGCUGGCACACGGCCGCCUGCGCACCCUUUGUCUGGGAGAUAUCUCUACUUCUGUGUCUGUGCCUGAUGACAAGUGGUUAUCUACUCUGGAAAGCACCCACUGGCUAGACUACAUCAGGUCGUGUCUGAGGAAAGCUUCAGAGGUGGCAUGUUUGCUUCGCAGCGGUCACCUGACUGUGGCACUUCAAGAACCAGAGGAUCGGGACAUGAGCUGCGUGGUGUCCAGCCUGGUACAGGUGAUGUGUGACCCGCACUGUCGGACCCAGCAUGGUUUCCAGAGCCUGGUGCAGAAGGAGUGGGUGAUGGCCGGCCAUCGCUUCUACAGCCGCAUCAACUAUCACCGUGACAACGACAAGGACGAGGCUCCAGUCUUCCUGCUCUUCCUGAACUGUGUUUGGCAGCUCUGGUUCCAGUUUCCCUCUCGCUUUGAGCUGACGGAUGACUUCCUGUUGGCCUUGCACGACAGCAUCCACCUGCCGCUCUUCUCCACCUUUCUGGCAAACUGUCAGCGGGAGAGAUGUAAACGUUCCCAGAAUCUUGGCCAGUCCUACACCCCUGUCAACGGCUGGAGAGAUGUGCUGCAUUCGGACUCUUCCUCAGACUCAUCUGAUCCUCCUCUGCCGUCGGUGUGGGACUGGGACUUGCAGUACAGCAAAGAAAAACAAGAUGGUUUCACUCAACCCGUCCCUCCGACUGCCCCUCUCCAGCCACUGCUGAACGGCAACCUCAACACCAACCCAGACACACACAAGCUGGCUGACACCAUCCCUGGCUCGGUGUUCCUGCUCUCCAGAGGAAACUUCACCUGCCCCUCAAACCUGCCUCCGUGGCGCAGCAGCAGCUCAGGCGUUUACAAAAGGAGCCACAGGAGGGCGGCGUCUUCCGAGAAUGUUCCCGGCCUGGAGAGGCUGCUGAAAGCGUGGUCCCUGACAGAGUUUCCCCAGAGCCUCACCUCCACCUUUGGACCCCGGGGACCUCUCGACCCCUACGAGCCCUUACUGCCCCUCCUUAUGGGGCCAUGCAUGGGCUUGUGGAGGGAGUGCUACCUCCGGGGGGCGCUCCAUGCUCAGGCCUUCUCCCAUCCCAUCUCCUCCAACCACCCCCACCCUGUGGACCGGCUUGCUCAGGAGGUUCAGCAGCUCAAAGACAAAUUAUCCCAGCUCUCCAUCUGUAUUGAUCCCAACACCCCCACCAUGACGCCUGGGCCCCGGCAAACCGACACCAACCUGAACCAGAACACCAACAACGGCACCUUCCUCUUCCCAGCGUCGAGGCCUCAAUCAACAGCCGUGUCCAGAGCAGCACCCCCUCCUACCUCCACCAACCACCAGACCUCCAGGGGCCCUCAUCCUGCCUCGGCCCCGCCGUCCAGGCCUGGGAACAAAGACUUGGGUUGCAGCAACAAGCACACGUUUCUGUUCGGGCAUUCAGUAACAGAAGCUCGCCCAGACCCACGAUACUACCCACCGCCCAGCAACACCAAGCUGCCCAAGAGCAACGGGCCUUCACUGGCCUCCUGAGAUCCGCCCCCUCUUUACCACAGGGUACAUCAACCAAGUCCCCUCCCUGAGGCAUCAUGAGCUGAAGAGACCCAGAUGUGUGAUAAAUAUGAGACACUGGGGUGAACUCGAUUAGGAUGAAUGAAUCAGUUCCGGAGCUUCUGACUCUGCUUCUUACUGUCUGUAUUUUAUAAAAUGUGACAACAAAUCCUGGAAUCAUUUUGCUCUCAAGUAUAAAGAACUAAAGGUGAAGGCUGCAGAUGGUCAAAGAAGGGAUUGUAGUGUGUGUGUAUGUAUGUGUGUGUAUAUAUA